Molecule: messenger RNA, 5202 nt
Organism: Styela clava
Lineage: Eukaryota; Metazoa; Chordata; Ascidiacea; Stolidobranchia; Styelidae
Source: RefSeq, a predicted model, not a curated record
UAAUCAGUGUUUACAGGAAUUACAAUGGUAAAAUUUGAAAAUAAAAUCUAAAUAAAUUAGUCUUUAAAUCAGCAAAAAACACCAUUAAAAUUGGUUGGGAUUUAUCAGUUGGAGUUUAAGCUGAACGAAACAGCAAGAUGGCUCUUACACUGAAAAAAGUGAAGGGAAGUUUGGAUCGUAUGUUUGAUAAGAAUAUGCAGGAUCUCGUCAGAGGAAUUCGGAAUCAUAAGGAGUCGGAGUCUCGCUACAUCGCUGGUUGUGUUGAAGAAAUCAAAAGUGAACUGAAGCAAGACAAUGCGGCAAUCAAGGCAAAUGCUGUCAACAAGCUUAUAUAUCUUCAAAUGCUUGGGUAUGACAUCAGUUGGGCAGCUUUCAAUAUCAUUGAAGUCAUGAGUUCACCAAAGUUCACAUUCAAGAGAAUCGGAUAUUUCGCUGCAUCUCAAUCAUUCCACUCUGAAACCGACGUUCUCAUGUUGACAACGAAUAUGAUUCGAAAAGAUCUCGGAUCGCAGACAAUGUACGAUACAGGAGUCGCUCUCAGCGGACUGUCAUGCUUCAUUACUCCGGAUUUAGCAAGAGAUUUAGUCAACGAUAUUCUGGCUUUGAUGUCAUCCACUCGUCCCUACAUUCGCAAACGAGCCGUCCUUAUUUCAUAUAAAAUAUUCCUUGCUUAUCCUGACGCUCUUCGACCUGCGUUUCCAAGAUUGAAAGAAAAGCUGGAGGACCCUGAUCAAGGUGUCCAAUCUGCUGCUGUGAACGUAAUCUGCGAACUUGCUCGAAAGAACCCGAAAAAUUAUCUCUCUCUCGCUCCGAUUUUCUUCAAACUGAUGACAACAUCAACAAAUAAUUGGGUUCUUAUCAAAAUAAUAAAACUGUUUGGAGCAUUGACACCACUGGAACCUCGACUUGGGAAGAAGCUGAUUGAACCAUUGACAAAUCUUAUUCACAGUACUUCUGCAAUGUCUCUGCUGUAUGAAUGCAUAAAUACUGUAAUACAAGUACUUAUAUCAUUUACUUCAGGAAUGACAGAUCACAGUUCAUCGAUACAGCUCUGCGUUCAGAAGCUUAGAAUUCUCAUUGAAGAUGCAGAUCAGAAUUUGAAGUACCUUGGGCUAUUAGCAAUGUCUCGGAUUCUAAAAUCUCAUCCUAAAGCCGUCCAAUCACAUAAAGAUCUUAUUCUGCAAUGCUUGGAUGACAAGGAUGAAUCUAUCAGAUUGAGAGCGCUGGAUUUAUUGUUUGGAAUGGUUUCCAAGAAAAAUUUGAUGGAAAUUGUCAAAAAACUGAUGGUUCAUGUAAACAAAGCAGAAGGAAGUCAAUAUAGAGAUGAAUUGCUGACGAAAAUAAUUGAGAUCUGCAGUCAACAGAACUAUCAGUAUAUUACUAACUUUGAAUGGUACGUUACUGUUCUUGUUGAACUCACCAGAACUGAGGGAGCAACUCGUCAUGGGUCCUUGAUUUCAUCUCAAAUUUUGGAUGUCGCAAUCCGUGUGAAAACAAUUCGACCAUUUGCAGCUAAACAAAUGGCUGUCCUUCUGGAGAAUUCUCAUGUCAUUGCUUCUCAGCUCCAGCGCAACGGUAUGCAAGAAGUGCUCUAUGCUGCUGCUUACGUAUGUGGAGAAUUCGCACAAUUCAUCGAAAGCCCGUCUUCCCUCCUGAAUGCGAUGUUGAGCCAUCGUGUGGUCAGCCUACCAGCUCAUAUCCAAGCAAUUUACAUCCAGAACUCGAUGAAGUUGUUUGCUUCUGCUGUUACUCAAGCUGAGGAAAAUGAAGACCAUGAAAAGGUAGAAGAACUUUUGAAACUAGUGAUGGGAAAAUUACCAGCGUUUGUGCAAAGCGGCGAUUUGGAAGUACAGGAGAGAGCCUCCUGCAUUUUAAGCAUGAUGAAAUACGCUUCCAAAGCUCAAGGGAAGGGAUCAAAGGUCGCAGGAGAUUUCAACGAUUUAUUCAAAGGGGAGUUGAACCCUGUGGCACCGAAGGCUCAGAAGAAGGUUCCAGUUCCGGAAGGGCUUGACCUUGACGCCUGGAUCAACGACCCUCCGUCGUCAUCUGAAGACGAUGUUCCAACGACCUUCAACUACAAAUUGAAUGACAAUGUCGAUGAUUUCUACUCGACUAAGAAAGAGAAAAUGAAAGAACUAUCUCCAGAAGAGAGAAAAAAAAUGAGAGAACAGAGAAUCCAAGAGCAAGCCAGCAAUCCUAACUAUCUUUCAAGUUCCAAGCCCAAACAUUCUUCACAGCCGAUGGCAAACGGCUACCAAGAACCUGGCGAUGACACUGGUGAUUUGCCGCCGGUUACAGACAUCGAUAUCUCGAUUCCGCUACAUGUACCUGGGAUGACAUCUAGUGACAAGUAUUUGAGACAGGAACAAGACAGACGUCGUCGACGACAAGAAGAACGCAAGAAAAGAAGGGAUGAAAAGGAAAGGAAGAAAGAUAAGAAAGGUCGUAAAGGUCGCAAGAAAGGUCGUCAAGUUGUUGAAGACUCGCCAGAUGAAGAUAUUGAACCAGUGCAUGCUGUUGAUAUUGUACAAGAGGAAAUGCCAGAGGGAGCUGUACAAACGGAUUCUGAAGAUGACACAAAGAAGGAGGAUAUUUAUAAAGCAUUGGACAUUGAUCUAGAAAGUCCUCUCACUGCUCAAGACAAACUACCAACUCCAACCCAUCGAGUUGCGAAAGAAUCGCCACAAAAGGGCGAUGAAGAGCCAGAAGAGAAAAAGAAGAAACGUAAAAAGAAAGAAAAGAAGAAGAAGGAAAAGAAGACUCGUCAUCACCAUCACCAUGAGAAGCAUGAGCAUCCUCAAGAAAGCUUGCUAUUGGUUGACGAGGGGGAGGAGCCAACAGUUGCCGCUAGCAACGGUGAUGAUGUCACUACUCCUGUGACAUCACAAGAUAAAGUGAAUGGACACCAAGAUGCCCCAAAAGAAACGGAUAAAGAAGAUUUGGACUUCUGGCUGUCUCCUGGCUCUGGUACUACGGGAGCAACUGCUGCUGUAAAUGGAGAUGGGGAUGCCCCCUCCCCGAAACAGGAUACUCCUGAAGAAUCCCCAGCUAAACAGCAUCGUCAUAAGAAGAAGAAAAAGCAUGAAAAGUCUUCAAAGCACAAGAAACACAGGAAAGAAAGAGAGGAAUCUCCUGAAAAGGCUGAAACUGGAAAGGAAAAGACUGAAGAGAGACCAAGCACCCCACCAUUACCGGCGAUGACACGCUUCGUUGAUCUUGGUGAGAACGAACACAUCGGAAUAAAAUAUGAGACCCGUGUUAUAUCCAUGCAAGAAAAACAAAUCAUGGUGGCGCUAGUGUUCCAGAAUAAAGUCGACAAACAGCUGAAAAGUAUUGAAUUUAAUGUCUUGGAUACCUUGAAUACAAGACUCAUCCGAGGACCUGGUUCAACAUCACACGACCCGGUGAAGAUACCGUUCAUUCUACUGCCCUCAUCUGGCAACGAAGCCCAACUUUUAUUUUCCGUCGUAAGUUUAAACAUGCCGCAACGUCUCCGUGGAACCGUGACGUACAUUCUUAAAGACGAAGAAGGUUCAAGUCAACAUAAAUUGGAUUUCAAACUGUAUCUGCCGUGUUCCGCUUAUCUACUGACGGCUCCGUGCAAUAGUGAACGUUUCACCCAUCUUCUGUCAUCUGGAGAAGUUUCAGAAAAAUCAUCGAUACGGGUCAAUGCUCCUGACCUUAAAUUCAGUCAUGCAUUACAAAAGAUUUGUUUCUAUCUCAAAUUCUCAGUGGUUGAACGUGUUGAUGAUUCUGCAUCUCUUUACGCUGCUACAAUUCAGCAACACCAUGUUUGUCUGCUUAUAAAGGCUGUGCCUAAUGGAAUAUCCGUCGAUGGCAAGUCAACAGACUCUUCUCUACUUUCAAACAUUCUUGACGAAGUUAAAGAAAUCUUCAAGUGAACACUGGACUCCUUCAAGCUUAAUAAACUCAUAUAGGGAACACUGCUAUAAAAAUAACAGUGAUAUUUUGGGAUGUAUUGGACAACAAUAACUAAAGACAAAUAAUUUUCUGUAUUGAAUACAUUCGAAUUUAAGAUAUUGAAAGAGCUCAUUUUUGAUAGAUGAUAGAAAAGAAUGCUGACCAAUACAUUAUAAAAUAGGUUGUAUUUUUAAAAAUUACACAUAUUUCACCCUCUUAAAACGUUGAUACUGGAAAAAAUAUUUUAGCCUGCUAUUAUUUUUUUGGCUUUAAUAAUUUAUAGCUGUUCGAGUUACAUGUUUUCUCCAUUGAAAGUAUAAGAAACACUGGUGUAAGUAUGAAAAAAAAUCUUAUUCCUGUGCUACUUUGUGAUUGUACUGGCAUAUGGCACAUCUUCCAUGUAUUUAAAAAACCUAAUCAAUGUUGAUCGCACAUUUUAUACAAUAUUUAAAAAAAAUAUUAACAGCUGAAAAAAGCUCCAAAUGCUUGUAAUUCAGGGUGACCCCCCACCCCCCACAAAAAAACUAAAAACAAAACUCAUUUUCAAAAUUUGGGAAAUAUGCCAGAGAAAACAAAUAUUGUGCGAAGCGUACCAAAUUACUGAUACUUUGAGUAAAAUCAGUGGUGGGAUUCAAAUUUUUGUCAGCCGGUUCCAUCGCAAAAGUCACUCUGCCGGUCAUUCGGCCGGUUCUGUUAUAUGUUUUUUCAGUAAUGCUAACCGGUUCGCUGAUCUCAUAAAAUUCCGUGAGACGGUUCUAUAGAACCGGUGCGAACCGGCUGAAUCUCACUACUGGGUAAAAUCAUACACAAACAGAAGUUAAAGUGGGAAAUUUUUUUUUCAUAUUUUGAUGGGAGUAAUUUAGAAAUACUAUGGGUUCAGUUUUUUCUUGGAGAGGGGGUCCCCCCUUAAGAAAUGUGUGGAUGUGGACAUGAAUGCACUCUUUUUUACUUAGAGAGCGCAUAGUGGUAUAUCAAUCUCCCAUAAUCUUCAUUGUUCCUGAGAUCUGGAAAAAUUAAAUUAUUUAUAGGGAUAUAUUAUGCGCCGAAUGUAUGUAUACUUUGCUAUUUCAAAAUCAACGCUGAAAUUAGCCGUAUAAUAUAAUUCUUUAUUACUUUAUUGUAUAACAUUAAGCUUAUACCCCAACAAAAGUUUGGUGCGAGUCAUAAAAUAGUGGGCGUGGCAGUGGCAAUCGACCAAUCAUGUUCUGAUGUCUAGAAAACUGUAUUUUAAAACUGUUCGAUAAAAUACUAAGUUAUCCAUUCUUUGUAAACCAGGGCUGU